Molecule: messenger RNA, 5757 nt
Organism: Microsporum canis CBS 113480
Lineage: Eukaryota; Fungi; Ascomycota; Eurotiomycetes; Onygenales; Arthrodermataceae
Product: 1,3-beta-glucan synthase component GLS2
Exons: 3
Coding region: 1-5757 (1918 amino acids)
Biological process (GO): (1->3)-beta-D-glucan biosynthetic process; fungal-type cell wall polysaccharide biosynthetic process
Cellular component (GO): plasma membrane; 1,3-beta-D-glucan synthase complex
Molecular function (GO): 1,3-beta-D-glucan synthase activity
Source: RefSeq, a predicted model, not a curated record
AUGUCUGGCCACCCGCACCCUCAGGGUGCCCAGCAGGACCACUAUGACGAUGGCUACGGCGGCCACGGCGGCCACGGACACGGCCAGGGCGAUGCCUACUACCACGACCAGCAAGGAGGAGCAUACUACGACCAAUAUGAUUAUCCCCAAGGCCAGCACCAACAGGGUGAUGGCUACUAUGACAGAGCUGAUCAUUACAGUGGCGAUCCUCAGCACUAUCCUCAGGAUGGCUACUACGACAACAACCAACAGUACUACCAGGACGACUACUACGACAACCAGUACUAUGAUCAAGGAGCGGGGGACCACAACCAGGGUCGUGGAAGACGUCGCCCACAUGACUCGGAGGAAGACUCGGAGACGUUCAGUGACUUCACCAUGAGGUCUGAUGCCCGUGGUGGUGACGGCGAGUACUAUGGCCGUGGUGAUGAACGAUACAACAGCUACAGCGAGAGCCAGAUGGGAGGACGAGGCUACCGACCCCCGUCUUCUCAGAUUUCCUACGGCAAUCGAUCGUCCGGAGCUGCUACCCCCAUCUACGGAACUGAUGCUCUCCCAAUGGGCCAAAGAUCCCGCGAGCCAUACCCUGCCUGGACCUCUGACGCUCAGAUCCCGCUCUCGAAGGAGGAGAUCGAAGAGAUCUUUUUGGACUUGGUCAAUAAAUUCGGUUUCCAGCGUGACAGCAUGCGUAACAUGUAUGAUCAUUUCAUGGUACAGCUCGACUCGAGAGCUUCCCGCAUGACUCCCAACCAGGCCCUGCUCUCCCUCCACGCCGACUACAUUGGUGGUGAAAAUGCCAACUACCGUCGUUGGUACUUUGCCGCCCAUCUUGACCUUGACGACGCUGUUGGAUUUGCCAACAUGAAACUUGGAAAGACCAACAGGCGUACUCGAAAAGCCAGAAAGGCCGCCAAGAAGAAAGGCGGAGAUGAGCAGAAGGAUGAGGCCGAGACGUUGGAAUCUCUAGAAGGCGAUAACAGUCUCGAGGCUGCGGAGUACCGAUGGAAGACCAGGAUGAACCGCAUGUCUCAGCAUGACAGAGCCCGCCAGAUUGCUCUAUACCUGCUCUGCUGGGGUGAAGCUAACCAAACCCGAUUCAUGCCCGAAUGUCUCUGCUUCAUCUUCAAGUGCGCCGAUGACUAUCUGCGCUCUCCCGAAUGUCAGAAUCGUGUUGAGCCUGUUCCGGAGUUCACCUACCUUAAUGAUAUUAUCACUCCAUUGUACCAGUACUGCCGUGAUCAGGGUUACGAAAUUGUCGAUGGCAAAUAUGUCCGCCGUGAACGUGAUCAUGCCCAGAUUAUUGGUUACGAUGACUGCAACCAGCUGUUCUGGUACCCAGAAGGCAUUGAGCGCAUCGUCUUGGAGGACAAGACUCGCUUGGUUGACGUUCCACCAGCUGAACGAUGGAACAAGCUCAAGGAUGUCAACUGGAAAAAGGUGUUCUUCAAGACUUACAAGGAAACCCGCUCCUGGUUCCACAUGGUGGUCAACUUCAACCGUAUCUGGAUCAUUCACGUCACUGCUUUCUGGUUCUACACUGCCUACAACUCUCAGUCUCUCUACACCAAGGGCUAUACACAGCAAGAAAAUCAAUCCCCACCAGCUGCUGCCAUCUGGUCUGCUGUGGGUCUUGGUGGUGCCAUUGCUGCUUUUAUUAAUGUCUGGGCUACACUCGCUGAAUGGUGCUAUGUUCCUCGCCAAUGGGCCGGAGCACAGCAUCUGUCAAAACGACUUCUUUUCCUGCUUGCUGUGUUCGCUGUCAAUCUUGGACCCAGUGUUUACGUCUUCUUCAUCAGUAAGGAUGCAGGCAAAGAUAAGAUCGCGCUCGCUCUCGGAAUUGCCCAAUUUUUCAUUGCCUUGAUCACGUUCGUCUUCUUCUCAGUAAUGCCACUUGGCGGCCUCUUUGGAAGUUAUCUUAAGAGAAACUCUCGCCAAUACGUUGCUAGUCAGACAUUCACUGCAAGCUACCCUCGACUCAAGGGCAAUGAUAGAUGGAUGUCCUACGGACUAUGGGUUUGCGUCUUCGGAGCCAAACUUGGCGAGUCUUAUGUCUUCUUGACUCUUUCGCUGAAAGAUCCAAUCCGAAUUCUGUCGAACACGAAGAUCGGUAUCUGCCAUGGUGAUGAGAUAUUGAAGGAUCUUCUUUGCAAGUACCAGCCACAAAUCCUCCUUGGACUCAUGUUCUUCACUGAUCUAGUCUUGUUCUUUUUGGAUACCUAUCUGUGGUACAUUAUCUUGAACGCAAUCUUCUCCGUUGCGCGAUCUUUCUACCUCGGUGUUUCGAUUUGGACACCCUGGAGAAACAUUUUCUCCCGUCUACCCAAGCGUAUCUAUUCCAAGGUCCUUGCCACCACGGAUAUGGAGAUCAAGUAUAAGCCCAAGGUUCUUAUCUCGCAGGUGUGGAAUGCCGUUGUCAUUUCUAUGUAUAGGGAGCAUCUCCUUGCCAUCGACCACGUUCAAAAGCUACUCUACCACCAGGUCCCAUCCGAGCAGGAAGGAAAGCGUACUCUCCGAGCACCAACUUUCUUCGUUUCACAGGAAGAUCACUCCUUCAAGACCGAGUUCUUCCCACCUCUUAGCGAAGCUGAACGCCGUAUUUCUUUCUUUGCUCAGUCUCUGUCUACUCCAAUUCCUGAACCCGUCCCUGUCGAUAACAUGCCAACUUUCACUGUUUUGAUUCCCCAUUACGGUGAAAAGAUUCUCUUGUCCCUCCGUGAGAUUAUUCGUGAAGAUGAGCCAUACUCUCGUGUUACCCUGUUGGAAUAUCUCAAGCAAUUGCACCCACACGAAUGGGACUGCUUCGUCAAGGACACCAAGAUUCUAGCUGAUGAGACCUCCCAGUUCAAUGGAGAUGACGAGAAGAAUGCUAAGGAUGCCCAGAAAAGCAAGAUUAACGAUCUUCCAUUCUACUGCAUUGGUUUCAAGUCUGCCGCUCCUGAGUAUACCCUCCGAACACGUAUUUGGGCUUCCCUCCGUUCUCAAACUCUUUACCGCACCAUUUCUGGAUUUAUGAACUACAGCCGUGCUAUCAAACUGUUAUAUCGUGUUGAGAAUCCCGAAGUUGUCCAAAUGUUUGGUGGUAACUCUGAUAAACUAGAACGUGAACUUGAGCGCAUGGCUCGCCGCAAAUUCAAGAUUUGUGUUUCCAUGCAGCGUUUUGCCAAGUUUAACAAGGAGGAACGUGAAAAUACCGAGUUCUUGCUUCGCGCCUACCCAGACCUUCAGAUCGCUUAUCUGGAUGAAGAACCCCCGGUUAAUGAAGGUGAAGAACCAAGACUGUUCUCUGCUCUUAUCGACGGACACUCUGAGAUCCUGGAAAAUGGGCUUCGACGACCUAAGUUCAGAGUCCAGCUCUCUGGUAACCCGAUUCUUGGUGAUGGAAAGUCUGAUAACCAGAAUCACGCGAUUAUCUUCUACCGUGGUGAAUACAUUCAGCUUAUCGAUGCCAACCAGGACAAUUAUUUGGAAGAAUGCCUGAAGAUUAGAAGUGUGCUUGCUGAGUUUGAAGAAAUGACCACUGAGAAUAUCUCCCCAUAUACCCCAGGCCUGCCACCAGUGAACUUUGACCCCGUUGCCAUUCUCGGAGCUCGUGAAUAUAUUUUCUCUGAAAACAUUGGUAUUCUCGGUGACGUUGCUGCUGGAAAGGAACAAACAUUCGGUACUCUCUUCGCUCGUACUCUUGCUCAGAUCGGUGGCAAGCUGCAUUAUGGACAUCCUGAUUUCCUGAACGCUAUCUUCAUGAAUACCCGUGGUGGAGUUUCCAAGGCACAAAAAGGUCUGCAUCUUAACGAGGAUAUUUACGCUGGUAUGAACGCCUUACUCCGCGGUGGCCGCAUUAAGCACUGCGAGUACUACCAGUGCGGUAAAGGUCGUGAUCUUGGAUUUGGCUCCAUUCUUAACUUCACCACCAAGAUCGGAACCGGUAUGGGCGAACAGAUGCUUUCGCGUGAAUACUACUAUUUGGGAACCCAGUUGCCCCUUGACAGAUUCUUGUCCUUCUUCUAUGCCCAUCCUGGUUUCCACAUCAACAACAUCUUCAUCAUAUUGUCCGUGCAGCUAUUUAUGAUCUGUCUUAUCAAUCUGGGAGCCUUGAAGCAUGAAACUAUUCUAUGUCAAGUCAAGAAGGGUGUUCCAAUCACUGACGAACUGAUGCCAACUGGAUGCGCUGACCUCAAUCCCAUCAAAGAUUGGGUGAACCGUUGUAUUCUGUCUAUUUGUAUCGUUUUCUUGCUAUCCUUCCUUCCGCUGGUUGUUCAAGAAUUGACAGAGCGUGGAUUCUGGAGAGCGGCAACCCGUUUGGCCAAGCAUUUUGGAUCCUUUUCUCCUCUUUUCGAAGUGUUCGUCUGUCAAAUCUACGCCAAUUCUUUGCACAACAACUUGUCGUUUGGUGGUGCUCGAUAUAUCGGUACUGGUCGUGGUUUCGCUACUGCUCGUAUUCCGUUCGGUAUCCUUUACUCACGUUUCGCUGGCCCGUCCAUCUACCUAGGCGCACGGUCACUGAUGAUGCUUCUAUUCGCAACUGCUACGGUCUGGUUGCCUGGCCUACUGUACUUCUGGGUAUCGCUUCUCGCACUCUGCAUCUCACCAUUCCUUUUCAAUCCCCAUCAGUUCUCCUGGAAUGACUUCUUCAUUGAUUACCGUGAUUAUUUGAGAUGGCUAUCUCGUGGUAACUCACGCUCGCAUGCCUCGUCCUGGAUCGCAUACUGCCGUCUCUCACGUACACGAAUCACAGGUUACAAGCGCAAGGUCCUUGGUUCCCCAUCAGAGAAACUGUCUGGUGAUAUUCCACGAGCCAAAUUUACCAACAUUUUCUUCAGUGAAAUUAUUGGUCCACUGGUUCUCGUCGCCGUGACCAUCAUCCCAUACCUUUUCAUCAACGCACAAACUGGAGUUAGAAAGGAGAACAACCCGAAUGCAAAGAUCGAUCGAACCAACUCUCUCAUUCGAGUCGGUCUUGUCGCUCUGGGCCCAAUUGCGCUCAAUGCAGGUGUCUGUCUAGUCAUGUUCGCUAUGGCCUGUUGUAUGGGUCCUGUUCUCAGUAUGUGCUGCAAGAAAUUCGGUGCCGUCCUCGCUGCUAUUGCCCACGGAUUCGCCGUUGUUGGCCUCUUGAUCUUCUUUGAAGUUAUGUUCUUCCUUGAGGGCUUCUCAUUCAGCCGAACUCUCGCUGGAAUGAUUGCCGUGACUGCUAUUCAGCGAUUUGUGUUCAAGCUCAUCAUCGGCCUUGCAUUGACAAGAGAGUUCCGACAAGAUGAUGCUAAUAUUGCCUGGUGGACCGGUAAAUGGUACGGUAUGGGAUGGCACUCUCUGUCUCAACCUGGCCGUGAAUUCCUCUGCAAGAUCACCGAACUCGGCAUGUUUGCGGCAGAUUUCAUCCUUGGCCAUGUCAUCUUGAUACUCAUGCUUCCGGCCUUAUGUAUUCCAUAUGUUGAUAAGGGUCAUUCCGUAAUUCUCUUCUGGCUAAGGCCAAGUCGCCAAAUUCGCCCUCCAAUCUACUCUCUGAAGCAGUCGAAACUUCGCAAGCGCCGUGUCAUCCGCUUUGCCAUCCUCUACUUCACCAUGUUCUUCGUCUUCGCGAUUGUUAUUGCUGGCCCACUAAUCAUGAAGAGUCUCAAGAUCAAUCUUCCAUCGAACAUUCCCUUGAAGUUGCUGCAACCUAGUGGUCUGAACAACAACGACACAAGUUCCAGCCACACCGGAAAGGCCGCAAGUGGUGGCGGUGCGGAAAGCACUGGCAACGCGAAGCUCUUCCGCUUCUAA